CAUAUAGUUUUGGAUUUAUAUCUUGUUUGAUCCAUUUUUAUGUGGUGAGUAUCCUUCAUCUUCGCAAAAAGCUAUGAAGACAUGGAUACCCAUCUAGAUUUUCCUGAAUAAGACCCCAAAACUUUGUCGAUACGUAGUAAAAAAGAAGACAGCUUCUUUUGUAUGCAUUGGAAGAUUUUAGAGACCCUGAGAUUGCGAAAUGGAAAGAGGAGUGAAAUUGGACAGGUGGGGGUAUGAGGUAUCUACCUCUUCUGAUUCCUGUAUCUCUUCGAUCAAUGACUACUAUUAUCAGGUACUUACUUAUGGAAGGAAUAGAAGCGUGAUUCUCGAAGCUCCUCUUCAUGAUAAAGACUGUGUUUUGGCCAACAUUCUGGCUGCUCAUUUCCUUUGUUCCUCCGACCCUUGUAGAGCUCAGUUACAUACUCAAGCCGCCAAAUCUCAUCACGAGAAAGCAACCCCGUAUGAGAAAGCUGUUUUUGAUGCUGUCAAUUAUUUGAUCUCUGAGGACAGAGACGAUGAUGUGGCUGUUGAGUUGCACUCGAAGCUAUUGAGAGAGUUUCCUAAAGAUUUGGGUUCUUUGAAGAGAGCCCAGGUGCUGUGCUUCUACAUGGGUCGACCUGAUUUUUCUCUAGCUCUUGUUCAGCAGGUUCUCCCCAAAAAUCAAGAAGAAAGUUACAUUUACGGAAUGCUUGCUUUUCCAUUACUAGAGCUCGGCCGGAUGGCUGAUGCUGAGGAAGCUGCAAAAAAGGGGUUUCAGAUCAACAAGCAAGACUACUGGGCACAGCAUGCUUUGUGUCAUGCCCUUCAGUAUGAGUGUCGUUUCAGGGAAGCAAUAAAUUUUAUGGAAGAAUGCUCGCCUUCCUGGAGUUCUUGUUCAUCAUUCAUGUACACACACAAUUGGUGGCAUGUUGCUCUUUGUUACAUGGAAGGUCACUGCUACAUAAGAAAAGUCCUCGAGGUUUAUGAUCAUUGUAUCUGGAAGGAGUUGGAAAGAAGUGAUGCUGUGUGUGCAGAGGUGUACUUGAAUGCUCUGGGUUUACUAUUACGUGUGGAUGUGCGCGGUGAACUUGGCAUCUUUGAGGAUCGCCUGAAGAUCUUAGCAAGUAAUCUGAAAAAUCAUGAAAAUUGGUACAUAGAGUUGCAUCUUGAUGUGUUGAUAUUAUGGGCAUUAGCUAAAACAGGAGAGCUUUCAAAAGCAGGGGAUUUGCUUGAGGGCUUGAAGUCUCGACAUUGUAGAAUGAGCGAGAAGAAGAAGCAAAUAAUGCAGAAAGGAAUUCUGCUUGCAGAGGCCCUGUAUGAAUAUGGAAGGGGUGAUGAUAAACGGGCUUUGGAACUUCUCGGACCAGAUUUUGACGCCAUUGACUGUAAGAUCAUCGGAGCAUCUGAUGAACAGGUUGAUGUGUUUAAUGAAGUUUGGUACUGUAUGAUGCUGAACACUGAACGAGCUAGCGAAGCAAUCAAAGUAAUAGAGACGAGGAUCAAGAAAAGGGAAGGACUCCCUUUCUUGUGGCGCCUCCUGGAGCGAGGUUAUUUGAUGACAGGCAGCCCGGAAGCGGCUCGUGCGGGUGAAAGGGCAAGGAUACUAGAAGCAGCCUACUUCUAAUAAAUGCUGUGAAAGCACGUGCUGGGCGCCUAGGCAGGACAAGGUUUCAAUAAUGUAAUGGCAUUGCGUGAAUCUGUGUGAUCAAAGUAGAUUGAAUAAUCGUUCACCUGGGGAAGAAAGAAGACAAAAUAUAAAAAAAAAAAAAACAUGUAUGCAUGUGAAGUAUGUAAUCCAUGUGAGAAUAAAGAUGGGAGGCUGCAAGUUGGUUUUCUUUCAUUA
Molecule: messenger RNA, 1822 nt
Organism: Carica papaya (papaya)
Lineage: Eukaryota; Viridiplantae; Streptophyta; Magnoliopsida; Brassicales; Caricaceae
Molecular function (GO): protein binding
Source: RefSeq, a predicted model, not a curated record